AUGCUGGCGCGGAAGCGCCCUGCGGCGUCCGACUUCGCCGCUUCCCGCUACGCUGCUGAUGUUUGGGGCCUCGCGGGAGGCAGGGGCAAGCGCGGCCGCAGGAAGAGGACGGCCGCCGCGGACGAAGGUCCGCAGGUGGAAUGUAGAGAUUACUCCAAGUGCAACCAGCGCAACGAGGACGCGUGUAAGGACCUGCUGAUUUCUCUGGCCACGGAUGACUUGCGAGGGCGCCUGACGCGCAGCCGCUACGACCUGGAGAGUGCCCGGCGCUCGGAACGGCUGAGACAGAUCGAGGCGGGGAUAGCGCUCGAUGACGACUGGUUGGAGGAGGCGGCGAGUGCCUUCAACGUCCCUACCCGCAAGAGGAAGCAAAUGCAGGUCGUGGAAGACGUCCUGGAGGCCGUGCGACAGACCCGACAGCGGGCCCCGGGCACGGCGACCGCCAUGGACGCCGAUCGCAGGGAGGCGACGCAGAGGGAUAUCCAAAGGCCAAAAGGUGUAGACGCGCUGAGGGAUGAGCUGCUAGUCAGAUCUAGUUCGGAGGAUCUGCGCCUGCGCGUGGUGGGCGAGUGCCUCCAGCGGCGCGGAGGCUGGCCCGCCGAGGCAGCAGACCUCGGCGGCGACGCCCCGGGGCCGUUUGGCGAUUGCACCCCCAGGGUCAGCCGGGCGGCUUCGCCGGGCGCCAUGCUGGCGCGGAAGCGCUCUGCGGCGUCCGACUUCGCCGCUUCCCGCUACGCUGCUGAUUUUUGGGGCCUCGCGGGAGGCAGGGGCAAGCGCGGCCGCACGAAGAGGACGGCCGCCGCGGACGAAGGGCCGCAGGUGGAAUGUAGAGAUUACUUCUACUGCAACCAGCGCAACGAGGACGCGUGUAAGGACCUGCUGAUUUCUCUGGCCACGGAUGACUUGCGAGGGCGCCUGACGCGCAGCCGCUACGACCUGGAGAGUGCCCGGCGCUCGGAACGGCUGAGACAGAUCCAGGCGGGGAUAGCGCUCGAUGACGACUGGUUGGAGGAGGCGGCGAGUGCCUUCAACGUGCCUACCCGCAAGAGGAAGCAAAUGCAGGUCGUGGAAGACGUCCUGGAGGCCGUGCGACAGACCCGACAGCGGGCCUCGGGCACGGCGACCGCCAUGGACGCCGAUCGCAGGGAGGCGACGCAGAGGGAUAUCCAGAGGCCGCAAGGUGUAGACGCGCUGGGGGAUGAGCUGCUAGUCAGAUCUAGUUCGGAGGAUCUGCGCCUGCGCGUGGUGGGCGAGUGCCUCCAGCGGCGCGGAGGCUGGCCCGCCGAGGCAGCAGACCUCGGCGGCGACGCCCCGGGGCCGUCUGGCGAUUGCACCCCCAGGGUCAGCCGGGCGGCUUCGCCGGGCGCCAUGCUGGCGCGGAAGCGCCCUGCGGCGUCCGACUUCGCCGCUUCCCGCUACGCUGCUGAUUUUUGGGGCCUCGCGGGAGGCAGGGGCAAGCGCGGCCGCACGAAGAGUACGGCCGCCGCGGACGAAGGGCCGCAGGUGGAAUGUAGAGACUACUUCUACUGCAACCAGCGCAACGAGGACGCGUGUAAGGACCUGCUGAUUUCUCUGGCCACGGAUGACUUGCGAUGGCGCCUGACGCGCAGCCGCUACGACCUGGAGAGUGCCCGGCGCUCGGAACGGCUGAGGCAGAUCGAGGCGGGGAUAGCGCUCGAUGACGACUGGUUGGGGGAGGCGGCGAGUGUCUUCAACGUCCCUACUCGCAAGAGGAAGCAAAUGCAGGUCGUGGAAGACGUCCUGGAGGCCGUGCGACAGACCCGACAGCGGGCCCCGGGCACGGCGACCGCCAUGGACGCCGAUCGCAGGGAGGCGAUGCGCAGGCGCACGUGGAGCUCCAUGGCCGCGUUGCACGAGGCGAAGGUCUGGGGUAUGCGCGCGACGCAGAGGGAUAUCCAGAGGCAGCAAGGUGUCGACGCGCUGCGGGAUGAGCUGCUAGUCAGAUCUUGUCCGGAGGAUCUGCGCCUGCGCGUGGUGGGCGAGUGCCUCCAGCGGCGCGCAGGCUGGCCCGCCGAGGCAGCAGACCUCGGCGGCGACGACCUUUGGGCGCGCCGCUAUUUGCACAGCGCGAUGGCCCGAAGGUACGCCAGCGCCUCCACUGGCGAGCAGCUCUUGCCGGGCGACGUGGCGCGGUGGCAGGAGCUGCUCGACAGGAUCCCGGAGGCGCAGCGGCCCACCUGGCAGGCGGACCCUCUGCGCCAGCAGUUGCAGGCCCACUACGAGGAGCAUGGCCACCUGAACGUGAGGCCCUCGACCAGGAGGGCCGACGAUCCCGAUCGCCUUCUACUCGAAGCUUUGAAGGUCCUGCGCCGCGCACGGCUGGAGGAUGUCAGGGGCGAGCGCGGCCAUCUGCUGCGCCGGCAGCUCUCGCCCGGGGACCUGGCCGCGUGGGAGACGGCGGUCCCGGCCAACGUGUUGUGGGGCACGGUGCGGCAGGCCGAGGCGUAUAUCCCUGGCAGCGCUAUUCUCGGCAGCCGGUGCGAAUGGCCCAGAGAGCCCGUCUGCUGCCAGCCGUGCCCGUGCUAUCUUUGCGGCCAGGACUUCGCCACGAAGCAGUUGUUGCAGGAGCACUGGCGCGAGGAGCACGUGAACCUGCCCGAGGCCGAGCGGGGCUUGCUGGCGCCGCGGCGAGUGGAGGAAGAGGUCCGAAAGAGAAUCCUUGCGGACGAACAGCUGGAGGGCCCCUUCGAGGUCCGGGGCGCCGAGCAGCGCCGCGCGCUCGGACGCUUCGCCGAGAACCAGACGCAGAGCCGACCGGGGGGUGCGUGGGCCGGGCACUUCGAGAGCCAGCAGACCGCCCCGACCACCUGCCGCGCUCUGAGCGGCUGCGUUGUCUGCGCGCGCUCUUUCUGGCUGGAGGAACUCUUCGACGCGGACUUGUUCGUGGAGCCCGUGGACCCCGAGCUGGCAGCGGGCGCCGGCGAUCCCGCGGCGGACGGCGCCCAGGGGCACGGCGCGGAAGGCGCGCCGGCGGACGCGCCUGCGCGUCAGCCCCGGGGGCACCCGGAGCCGCCGCCCGCCGAGGACGCGGCCCCGCCGCGCCGGGCUCGCUUCGCGGUGCGGCCCGAGGCCGCCGCGAAAGUCCACGCGCUCCUCUCCCCGUUGCGGGACAUGGAGCUGCGAUCGCUAGCCAGGGGCCGCGUGUGCGUGAACAAGAUCAUCGCCGAGCCCGAGAAGAGAGGUUCCGACGAGCCGGCGGCGCGCCUGGAGACGUCUCGCAAGGUGGAUCUCCUGCGCAGCGCCGAGCUGCCCGCCCCCCCUGCCGAGGCGCAGCGAUUCCUCGCUGAGUCCGUCGUCAUUGCCCUGGCAGGGGCCGACGUGGACGACCUCAGCAAGGCCCGGUGGGCCAACGUGCGCAAGGGCGAAUACAUGGGGGCCGCCAGCUUCCUGACCUCCCAUUCGGUCUCGUACAACGACAUGACCUGCAACCAGGACAGGGCAGACGCCGUCAUGAGCGACGCCGGCGCCGUCCCCGAGGCCGUGCGAAGCAUCGCAAUCCCCAUUGAGGUCUCCGAGCAGCUGAAGCACCGGCUGGAGGGCCCCGCCGACGCCUGCGCCGGGGCCGACGAGCAAGUCGUCAGGGUGGACGGGGAGGAGUGCGUGUCCGAGCACGAGGCAGAGGAAGAGGAGGGGGAGAACGAUCUCAACGCCGCGCUGCCCGACCCGGACUUCCCCGCCGAGGCGCUCCCGGCGAUGUCUUUCUGCGCCGAUGCCGCGACCGGCGGCGACCUCGACGAGCUCCAGGCGAUCCGCAAGGUGCACGGUGAGCUCGAGGCUCUGCAGGAUUCCAUGCGCGAGGAGGCCUCCGGCAUGGGCUACCCGCGCCGGCGCCUCAUCAAGCAGCUUCAGGUCAGCGCCAGAGGCAUGCUGGAUCGCGGAUUGGCGGACAGGAUCCACCACCACCACAAGACGGUGACGGCCCUGGAGGAGACGGGCCAACGGGCGGCGGCUCCCGGAGGCGCGAUGGAAGGGUAUGCCCAGGGCACUGCCACACAGCCGCUCUCGAUGUACAGCCCCGAGCUCUGGUCCAUGUGCUUCCCCGACAAGUUCCCGUACGGCGACGGCGUGUUCGGCUUGUCCAGGACUGCGCCCAUGUCGUUCCAUCAGUGCACGUCAAUGCACUUGGUCCGCGAGGAGCUGGUGUACCAGGUCACGCCCGAAGAUUUGGCCGCGGCCGCCGCUUGCAAGGCGUGGGUCGAGACCGCCGCGGACGGGCCCGGCGCGACCGGGCAGUCUCGCCCCUCCGGCGGCUCCUGCGCCUGCCAGCAGUGCAGAGAGGCGUGCCGGCGCUACGUCGCGCCCGAGCAGCCGCGCUGGGGGGCCGACCGCGAUCUCAUCUGCUGCUACUACGACGCCGGGCGCCGCAUCGAGCAGAUCCGCAGGGCCAGGGGCCACGUGCACAGAACGGGCUUCCAGGAGCGCCUGGAGAAGAUCUGCGCGGCCUCCACGGAGAAGCUCGAUGCCGCCGUGCAGAGCCUAGGGCCGAAUGCGUCCCUGAAGGACGCGAUGCGGUCCCCCGCCGUGGACCAGGACGUCAAAGACGCGCUCUCCGAGCUCAUGGUGUUCACCUCAGAAGUUCUCGGCUCGGACGGCGCGCGCGCGAAAUUGCGCCACGAGCAGAACGGCUUCGCCCUCAUGUUCGGCGGCGCCGGUGGCUUUCUGACUCCGAACGUCGCGGACGUGCGGAGCCCCAUCUUGCUUGCCCUGCACGCGGCGGGGGGCUGCGAGACCCACGCCGUGGACCUCCUCGCGGAAGCCCCGGACAUGCCCUCCGCGCGGAAGAUGCUCCAGAUCGUGGCGCAGGACCCGGUGGCCCAGGCCCGCUUCUUCAUCUUUAGCAUGAAGCUUUUCUGCGAGCACGUGCUGGGCACCGGCCCCUGGGACUUCCACCUGCGCCACAACGGCCGUUGCGACGGGGCGGCUUUCCCCGAUGGCUUCGCCACUUCGUGCACGGGCGGAGCCUUCCUCAUGUUGGCGGCGCUGCACGGGCCCAUCGAGGAGCAGGCCCGGCUGUCCAUCCACCCGCACAUCCUCCUGUGGUUCGUGCACGCGCAGUCCGAGCAGUGGCUCCGGUGCGUGCUCAACAGGGAGACCGAGGAGAUCCGGCAGCGGCUCCGCGUGUGGCAGGAGAAGACCUUGGCCGCAGUGCAGUCCAUGCAGCUGGACUCAGCGGCCGUGCUCCCGCUGCUCCUCACCGACGACCCCGACCGGGCGCCCGAGCCCAGGAACACGCCCUUCUCCGAGAAGCUGCAGCGGGAUUGCCGCAUGGAUGGGGAGCUGGAGCACGACGUGGAAGAGCCGGAGAAACGGCGCGUCUUCUUGGCCACAGAGCCCCCAUUCGAGGACCACCACCUCCGACGGCAUCGGAUGUCCUUGGCGCCCGAGGCGCGACCCAUGAGCGAAUACAUGGUGCCCCAAACGGGCGCCCAGCUCUGUCGCCUCGAGCACUACAGGCUGCUGCGCCCGACCACGGGCGACGACCUGGAGACCGCGGCGGGCCGGAGCGCGGAGGCGGCGGCCUGGGCCGCGCGCUACGCCGAGGAUUACCGCCAGGACAUCGCCGUGGGCCAGAUGCACCAGCACAAGGACACGUGCUUCAAGUACGUGGUCGAGAAGUCCAUGCGCUUCGCGCGGCACUGCCGCUUCAACUUCUGCCACUUCGUCAAGCUCUGGCUCCGCGUCGGCGACGGCGGGGACUCCUCGGCGCAGCAGAAGCGCCCCAAGAAGCUGGUGACCUUGGCGCGGACCGGCAAAGACCUUGUGCUGCCGCGGGGGCCAGGGGAACCGGAGCCGGAUAUGUUCCCCCUGGACGAGGACGGCGCGCCCGUGCCCCUGCGCCCCGGGCGCAAACUCGGCCCGGUCGUCAAUGCCGACCCCGACCAUGGAAAACACGGCCUGAUCAUGCCCAUUCGCUGGAACCCGAUGGAAGGCAGUUCCAAUGGCGUGGCCCAGACGGCACUCAACUCCAACGUCGAUUUCCAGAGCAUGAUGCGCACGUUUUGGGACGGGUUUGAUUCGGGAGCCCGGGACAUGUUGCGCGACCCGCCCCUCUCUGCGGACGAGGAGGCCGCGCUCGAGGCGAAGGAGGACCGAGAGUUUUUGGCGAACCUCCCCGACAGCGUGGAGAAGCUCGUGGCCGCCCGCAAGAGGGCCCACAUGCCAGAGCUCGAAGAUCACGAGGCCGAGAUGAUGCUCAGGCAACGGCGAGAAGCCCGCAAGGCGGCGCAGCGGAAGCUGGGCCCAGCCGAGCGCUUCAGGCGCGGUAUCAGAGCGCUGACCGUUAACAUCAUGAAGCAGUCCAUUCAGGCCAUGUUCUACGCCUGCGACUACUCCACCAAGCCGAACAUGACCUGCGCGCCCCUCCUGGUGGCGGUGCGCGACGGCAUUCGGCGCCUGGAGGAGCGGCUCCGCCUCGAGGAAGAAGAGGCGGCGGCGGCGGAGGAGACGGGGGGUGCGGGGGUCCCGCGGCCGAAGCCGCUGAGGAGGGGGCCCGCGCUGAGCCAGGCCACCGCUGCCAACCAGGCCAUCGUGAAGGGGAACUGCCUCAUGGUCAUGCAGAUGCUCACCCGACGCGAGGUGCUGCGCUCCCACUCCACCUGGCAGUUGAUGAUGAAGAACGCCAUGUGGCUGGCCUUCGAGAGCCGACGAAUUCGGCAGGGGUUCGACGAGCGCGAGCAGCUGCACGAGGCCACGGUGCUCCUCGACGCCGCGGAAGUGGACAGCCAGGUCACUGACCCGGACGAUUGUGACAGCGAGCCCGAGGAGCGCGACGAGAGCGCCGACGGCGACGCCGCCGACGAGGCUUCAGACAUCCGAGAGGCACCGCGCAAUCAUGCGUCGCCGCUGGGCACACGCGGCGAGAGUCCGGCUGGGCCGCGGAGGCGCCCCGCAGCGAUUGCACCCGCAGGGUCAGCUGCGCGCCCGGCGCCGCCGCCGGCCAGCGUCGCCGCCGAGCUCGGUUCUGCUGCCUCCACGCAGGUCGCGGCCGCGGGCGGCGCGCCCACAGACGAUCUCUUCGCGGCGCGCGGGGAGCGCGGCCCUUCCUUGGCCGAGGAGGCCACGGACGAGCCGCAGCAGAGAAACGCGGGGGUCCGCCUGAAGAGCAACAGCUACUACGACGACUACUUGCACCGCGGCUCCGCCGAGUUCGGCGCGUCGGGUCGAGCGGCGAAGACUCCCCUGGCCUCCAUGUCGUAUUACGACUACGGCAUGUGGGUGCGCGUUGUGCCCGGGGACCCGAACGCCCUGGCGCCAGACGAGUAUGCUGUCGCCGGCCACUACGGGAAGCAUGCCGACUACGUCCAGCAGCUGCGGGCCGCGCCGGCCGCGCCGUACAUCUCCGGCUUCACGAUGCCGACCGAAGAGAAGGACCCGGAGACGAACGCCUGUUUCAAGCAGGUGUUGUUGAGGCCGCAUGCGUGCCCGGGGCCGGACAGCUGUCGCCAGGUGCACUUCGCUCAGCACUUCUGCUGCGCGUCCCGCAGCAGAGAGGGGGGGCGGGCCAGGGGUCGCGCCCCUCUCUCCUUCCUGGGACCUUGGCGCGCGUAUCGCGCCGAGCAGCUCGUCCUGGCGAAGCGGGCCGACCAGGCCCUGCAGCGCUCGCGGCAAUGCCCCGUGCUGCACGACACAACCGCCAUCCGUUACUGGCAUCUCCCCGGCACCGUGCGCGGGGGCCCGGUCCACGAGAGUUUCCUGCCGUUGCUCUGCGGCAGCCGCCAUGCGACGGAUCCUGGUUUGGACGGCACGUGGUGCCGCCGCCGCGAGAUCCCGACCCCCGUCGCAGGCGCCGAUCUGCAGCGGCCGUCGCGCGGAGCGGUUUGCUGGCGCAUGGCCCUCCCGGUGGACCUCGCCUGGGCCGUGCUGCGCUUCGCGGGCGACGUCCGCGGCGACGACGGGCGGCGCCUGGGGGUCGCCGGCUCGGAGGAGGAGCGCGCUCGGCUCGACGAGCGGGCGGCCCUCGAGGGCGAGUCGAUCGCCUGCGCCUGUCCUGGAGUUCACGACGACCAGCUGACCCCCGAGAUGUUCUUCGCUGUUCGGCACGUGGAGGUGGCCGCCCGCCUGGAGUACAUGGCCGAGGCCCGCGGGCUGCCGAAGCCGGCAAGGGGGCCCAGCGACGCGGUGGCGGAGGAGGAGCUCGGCGGAGAUCGCUCCGACGAUGACGGGGUCUUCGGCCUGGACGAGGCUCUGCCAGGUGAAGAUUCCUCCGCGGAGGAGCGCCAGGAAGUGGCAGACGCGCGAGAGGACAAGGAGGGCAUGAGACCUCGCUGGAGGCUGGCAGAGGACGAGUUCGACAACGUCGUGCACCGGACGGCGGCGGCCCAGGCGGCUAAGAGCAGUCGCGUGGGAGCGCACAAGAAAGCUUUGAUGGAAACGUUCUUGCAGUUGCAACGCCGCGCUUACGCCUGCGUUCGGCAGCCCUGCGCCGUGCCCGAGCGCGCCCCUCGGCUGGCGGCGAUGACUCCUGCUGACGAGCAGACCGCCAAAAAGAACCAGGACGCGAUCCGCGAACAGAGGGCCGCCCAGGACGACAAUCUGGAGGCCGCGGGCGCCGAUCUGCCCGUCGCCGCGGCGGCCUUCUCCGACGCGCCCGCGCCGUCGAGGCGCCUCGGCCCGGAGGACGUGCCGAUCUCCCCGCUGCAGGCGGCGCUGACCCUCAUCGCCGAGUCUGGGGUCUGGAAGAGCAAGGAGCAGUACCUGGCGACGCUCUUCCUCCUUCAACCGAUACAACAACUGUGGCAGAAGGCCCUCGAGACGGACGGCUUGGACAGCUUGUCCACGGCCGCGGGCCUCGCAGCGGCCUCGAGAGACGUGCAGGUCCGCCGCGUCUUCCUGCACGGCCCGGGGGGCUCGGGGAAGACGUAUUGCAUGACCGAGGUGGUCAACAAGGUGGUCGUGCGUUUCUUCGGGCACAGGGGGCUGAAGCUCGUGGCCGCGGCCAACAGCGCCGCCCGCAUCCUCGGCGGCAAGACCAUGCACGCGGCGGCGAAGCUGACGCGGAAGCAGUCUCUCGCGGCGAGUAAAUUGAAACCCAACACCAGGGCGAAGAAGAAGUUGGAGGCCGAGUGGGAGUACCUUGUGCCCCUCCUCGCCGACGAGAUCGGCCUGGCGUCCCCCCCGCUCCUUGCGGGCCUGAGUCGCCGCGCGACUUUCGGCCGCAAGGACUUGCUGCGGCUGUGCGUGGCGAGGGCCAUCGAAGAGCCCUUCGGCCAGGUCCCCGUGCAGGCCAUCAUGGGCGACUUCAUGCAGAUCAACCCGGUCUGCAGCCACGCGCUGCUGGAAGCCCUGCUGGCCCGCGCGCGCGUCCCCGGCGUGCCGCGGAAGAUCACGGACGAGGACGAAGACGGCUGGAAGGUCUUCAGGAAGAUGGCCUCCGACGUGGUCGUCUUCACUGGCACGCACCGCUUUCUCGACGAGGACCUACCGCUGCUCUUCGAGGUCAUGCGCACUCCGGGCGGGGCGAGAGUGCCUGACGACUUGCGCGCGAAGAUCAGAGAUCGCGUCCAGCGGGGCCCCGACGACCCGAGGAUGUCCAUGGACUACGAACUGGAGGGCGUUCGGGGCUUCUUCGCCUUCGGCGCUCGCGCGGCGAUCCAGUGGGAGCAGGUCGCGCGCCUGCAGCAGCUCCACGUGCUCGCCUCCGCGAGGGUCUGCCCUGGCCCCAGGGCCUUGCUCAACGGGGAGGACGGCCGGCCGGAUCUUCGUCGCCACGGCUUCAGCGCGGCGCAUUCGGGGGCGCGCGGGCAGCUCGUCUAUUAUUUCCAGGCCGUGGACCGCUUCAAGCACCACCAGGACCGAGACAUGUACCUCGAGGCGCUGAAGUUCAUGAACCUCUCCAAGAGCAACGGCCUGCCGGGCAUGUGCGCGGCCUACUUGGGCAUGCGAGGGCGGCUCGCGAAGAAGGUCAUGGGGCCGGAGCUGGUGCAGGAGGCCACGGGCGAGGUCGUGGGCAUCCGCUUUCACCCGCGGGAGCGAUUCGGCUUCGGGGAGAAUCUCGAUCUCGACCAGGUGGACUACACUGGCCUGGGCAAGCGGGGCGUGUUCCAUCUGGAGCCUGUGCAGGACGAGUGGGAGUUGCCUGUCGCGCGCGUGCAGACGGUGAAUCACCCGGGCGCGCCUCGGGCCAAGCAGUUCGUCGUCAAGAGCAAGCAGAAGAAGGGGCUGCAGGUCGCGCGCACGCAGCUCAGUUGGGCGCCCGAGGACCAGCUUACUUUCCAGAGCAUCCAGGGCCGCACUAUCCGCGGGCCCGAGGGCCAGCCCAAAGGUUUCGUCGUCGACCUCUUUCGGCCUGGCACGAUGCAGGGCGAGGAUCGCCGGGGGGAGUACUUCCAGCACGUCUGGAUGAUCCUUGGAAGAGCCAGGAAGCUGGAAUGGAUGCUGCUGCAGAACUUUCCGCUCGACGAGAGCACCGGCGAUCUGGACUGGUCGAUCCUCGAGCAAGGGCCGCCGGACUACCUCGUUGAGUUCUUGGGCGCGGCUGCGACGCUCAGCAGGAGGACUUCGCGCAGGAUGCUGCGCGCGCAGAAGGAGUUGGGGGCGCCGGCCUGGGAGGACGUGCCGGAGUGCCCGCUGGACCCCGACCGCCAGGGCAGAUUCUUGUAUAUCGCCGAGGACUGGAUCAGGGCGGGCGCCGCCUGCGCCCGGCCCGUCGCAAGCGCCUCGGCCGAGGCGAAGCCCGACGCGGCCCCGCGGAGGAGACUCUGGGGCAAGAGGCCGCGCGAGGAACUGCGCUCGAAGACGGACCGGCCGACCGCGUUGCCCGACGAGCCCGGGGGCGCUCCGCUGCGGCGGAAGCGGUCGCGCGGCGAGGGCGCCGGGGACGAGGGCGAGCGGGCCUGCGCGCCUCCUGGCGCGGCGCCAGCCUCUUCGACGCAGUCGACCCUGCCGUCGGCGCCCUCGGCCAGCGCCGGCGGCUGGCACUGUUCCUUGCUCGGCCGCGCCAUCGGCCGACGAAGGAGCGCGCCCGCGUGGUUCAACAAUCCUCUCAUGGGCGAGGUCGACCCCGCGUCCGGCACCCAGCUGGGCCUCACGUGCGGUUUCUUCGCGGUGAACCAUUGCCUGGGCCACGCGGGCAUGCCGCAGCUGUCGGCCGAGGAGUUCCGGCAGGGCGCGGGAGACGGACUCUACCCCGAGGGUGAUUUCGACGACGGGGGGUUGCGUCAGAACCUCGCAGAGCGCGGGUGCCAUUUCGAUUUGUUGCAGGGCGCGGACCACCAGGACGCCAUCCUCGCCGUGGGGGACUCCGACAGCUGUCUGGCUGUCUUCAACGGCAACCACGCCUUGGGUGUCAUCCUGCACCAGCCAUGCCCUCGACAUUGGAUCGCGCUCGUUCGACCUCCAGAGGCCGUUCGAGACGGCGACGCCGCCUGGCUUUGCGACUCCUUGCACUCGGCGGUCUUCGCCCUUGAGGCCAGCGAGGUGCAGGACCUCCUCGGCCACGUUGGCUCGGCGCAGAUGGGCGCCGCGGACAGGGCCGGGAGCGAGCUCGACCGGAUGAGGGAGAUCUCCGACUGGCCAGCCCCGGGGUACACCGCUCGACUGAAGUGCGUGUUCUUCGAGGCGAAGCAAGUGCAGCAUUUCGCGAAGGGCGUGGGGCGUUUCCUCGACCACACUGGUGCACCCAUUUGGUUCGAGCUCACUGGCCAGUCUACCCAGGACGUGUUGAUGAAGGCGCGCCUGUACCUCCCGGGCAAGGCGGGGACAUUCAGCAACGUGACGGUGAAGAGCAGCUCGUACUACAGCGGCGGCCGCGUGAUCAACCUGAACCCGAAGUCCAACGUGCGCUGCGUUGCCCUGGCGGGCGCCGACGCCUCCCAGCUACCUUCGGGGCCCGUGGCGCCUCGCGGGGGCCUGCGCGACGUGGGGAUGUGCAACGACGGGGAUCGAGUAGACGUCGUGGGCCGCGUGGUGGAGCAGAGGGCAGUGGCGUCGAUCAAAAAGGUCGAGGUCUGGCUGAAGGACGAGGAGAGCGGCAAGUCCAUUCUCGUGGAGCUGUGGGGCGACACGUUCUACGACAUGGUGAAGGAGGCCCACGGCCUGGGAGACGUUGAGGAAGAGGCAGACCCCGUCGUGUUGCAGGUGGAGAACGCGCGCGUCGUGAGGAAGGAGUCCGGCCAGGUCCACCUGACUGCCGAGUUCUUCAAGGAUUCCCAGAACGCAUGUGCUUGGGCGCAUUUGCAGCCGCGCCACCAGAAGGCCGAGGAGCUGAGAGCCCUGAGCGCCACGGUGGGCGAACGCAUGUCUGCGGUGUGGGCCCCGAGCGGCGCGGUGGUGCGCAUGCAGAGCCCGAAGCAGGGUUUGUACAAGACUUGCCUGCGCACAUUGAAGACCUGCUCCCUCUCGUGGACGGAAAGUGCCGACGCAGCAAGCCCGCCGAACGCCGUGAUGGAGGCAUCCACCCAGUCGCCCGUUUCCGGGGGCCGGCCACUGCCCGCCGAGGUGCAGGUAGAGGUGCACGGCGCGUGGCUCACGGGCGUCUCCAACCCCGACCCCGUGUACACGAAGUGCAAGCACUGCCGCACCAAGAUCAACCCGGAGGGCAACUGCAAGCAUUUCAUGAAGCACCGGCCAGAGCCAGACACAAACAAAUCCGCUUUGAGCUCUGUGACCCUGGGGGAUUUCACGGGCGGCAUGGACGACAUCUUGGCGGACGAGAACAGCCUGGUCGCGCUCGCCGGCGUCGCGAACCUCGACGAGUUGCAGCAGUUGAUAGAGCAGCGCACUGUCGCAGGCAUGUGCUUCCAGGUCCGAUGCGACGUCGUCCUCGGCGCCAACCGUGAGAAGGUGGUCAGGCUAUCGCAGGCCAAGCAGAGCCGGUCGGACGACGCUCGCGCGGAGUGCAACUUCGCCAUAUUGAAGGUGACGCCAGCGCUGAUGGUGCCCUGGGGCGCGCCCCGGCGGCCCGCCCUCAAGCAAGUGUUGUCGCUCGUCGCAGACCACGGCGCGGGCGCCGUCCUUCCGGUCUCCAACCUCGCGACGGACCUGACGGACACGUUGUCCACCGCCAAGUGCAAGCAGACCGGCUGCGUCGCCGAGUGCGUCAUGGUCCUGGCGCGCGCCCGGGGUGAGCCGACGCGCGCGGACCUCGGCGACAUGGAAGAGAUCACGCACGAGGAGGUCGUGUCCACUGUCGCGGACGGCGCCGACGACCCCGCCCCGUUCCGCCUGGAGAUGCUGGUGCCCAAGAGUCGGGCGGGCGCGUCGCUCAUGGAUGAGGAGGACGUGGACUACCUCGUCGUCGGCCGCCCGCAGGGAUCCAACCUCGCGUGGACGCUCGUGGCCGAGAACAUUUUCUCGUGCAAGGACAUGCCGGACGUUCGCAGCACUUUCAAGGAGGAGCUCCAGGGCUGUCGCGAACUGUUGGUGUCCAAGAAGACGUCGCUCGCGGGAAAGCGGUCGGCCAAGGAGUUGAUCACUGAGACGCCUACGAAAGUCCGGUGCGUCCAGGUGGUCUGCCUCUGGCCGCGCCGGGCGGAGGCGGCGGAGCGCGAGAAGAGCCCGCGGACACGUGCGGCGGAGCAGCUCAGGACGGGUCGGUCAUCUCCGCGAGCCUCCACGCCCUGCAGGCCAGGCCCGCCAGGACUGGUGGGCGGCGGGCGGAUCCUCCGCCGCCUGAAGGAGCUCGACGGCGCCAACAAGAGGCUGCUGCUGGGCGGCAUCGAGGACGCCGGUGCGCUGCACGACCUCAUCGCUCAGUGGCAGGACUGCCCUCCCAGGGCCUCACGGGGCUGGGCGCGGACAGGGAGGCCUCGUCGAGCGCCGCAAGCGAGCGGGAGUGCCGCCAGCAAGCCCGCACGGCAGUGCGACGAGAAGCGCCGCGCGGCCUCCGAGAGCCGCCCUUGCCAGCGCCCCGCGCUGGACAGCGCCCUGCGCCUGCGCCCCAGCCCCGCGCGGUCGCUGAGGAGGGACGCCAGCGCCCAGGCCCGCCAGCGCCGGCGGGGCGCCGCUGGCAGGGGCUUUCCUGUGGGCGGCCUGCCCUCGGAGCACGCGCAGGUGGUCGCUGCGGAUGCUUCGGCCGCCCCGGCGCCGCAGGCCACCCCAGAGCCCGGCGCCGCGGUGCGGCAGGCGCCGCUGGCAGCCCCUGUGGCGCCCAGAGACGCCGCCGUACAGGAGGUGUGCAGCGUUGCCCCUGAUGGUGCCGCCGGACACGACGAAGAGGUGGCGCUCAGAAGGAUCGCCGCCCUCGUCCGGGAGCUGCGGGAGGAGCUGCGGGCUGCGGGCCUCUCCCGCGAGGACUGCAGGAGGGCCGGCAUCCUCCUGGAGGAUCUCCCACAGCUCGCUGGGCCGAGGGAGCCCGCCGCGGCCGCCUGCGCCAGCGGCGCCGGAGCGGCGAGCGACCCCGACCGCCAGGCGCUGCGCCUCAUCAGCGUCGUUGGGCACAACCCUCUGCCGGAUGCCGGGAACGCCGAGGCGAGCCGGGCGCAGCGCGACUGCGCCUGCUCCUCGCUCGCCUGGCUGGGCCUCAGGGCGUCUCCGCAGACGUCCGCGCGGGCCUUCGAUCGGGAGGGCUGUGGCUGUAGCGUAAUGUAG
Molecule: messenger RNA, 14547 nt
Organism: Prorocentrum cordatum
Lineage: Eukaryota; Dinophyceae; Prorocentrales; Prorocentraceae
Source: the annotation of a GenBank genome assembly